CCUUCCACGCGCUUUAGAAGGAUGCACGAGACCCCCUCCGAUCACACUUUGUGUUUGUGAUGCUGUACUGUAGAUGGAGAUACAAGACUGACAACAAGUUAAAGAUCCAGGGAUUCACUUUUUGUUUUGAAGCGCAACCUGGACACGUUUUGGAUACGCCAAAGUGGACGAAGAGUUUGUUUUGGAGAUGCGCUUUAAAGUGGUGCUUAUUUUCUAAUUCAGCACAAGACCAAAGGCAGCAUCCACUGAAGCCAUCAUCAUGCGUGGAUACACCUGGACUUCGAAUCAGCAACCUCAACCUUACCAAGAACCACCCCCACCUUAUCACGCCAGCAGAAAUUUCCAACACAAUACACGACAAGCACACUUCAACCCCCAACAAUACCCCACAGGGCAGGCACGGCAUCACAGUGGACAUCAAGAGGUUGUAAAUAACUGGAAUUCCCCUACAAGCAAUCCAGAUGGCUUUGCUCAAGGUUUUCAACGAAAUUUCGGUUGGUAUGAUGGACAGCAAAACCAAACAUUUUCUCAACAACCAUUCACGGGCCAACAUCAACACUUCAGGUCUUCAAAUUUUGUUGCACGCAACACAGACGGGUUUGUGUCUGACAACCCUAAUGGGGAUAGGUACAAUGGCAGAUACAACAUGCAAGCGUGUUCAAAUGCAUAUUUUCCCACCCAGCAAAACUACAGACAAACAGGACCACCGAAUGUUAAUGUUGCUCAUAUGUAUUGUGCUCAAUAUUCAGACCAGGGAAACUCCAGAACUAUGGCUAAUGAUAACAGGGACUGGAGUUCAAAUAUGUCUGACAAUUGCAGGUCUUACCAACAACCUCAGCGUAGACAAGCUCACUUCUAUCCUCAACAGUCGGGUCAACAGCAGACACCUAGACGUCCCUCAACACCUAAACAUUGGGCCAAAGACAAGGCCGUGACCAAAAAACAUAACAAAAGUCAAGCUGGACUUAAAAGAAAUACUUCUCCACCUUCAAAGAACCUUAAAAAGAGUCGGACAGAACUGAGGUCUAAUGCAACUCAGAAUGUACCGGCAGCUCCAUCUCCGAAGAAUCAAAGCAGCCCUGAGCCUUCGACUCCAGACACACAAGGUAAAUCAUGUGAUGUUAAUCAAAACUCUCAUAUACACCAAACAUCUGCAUAUGAUACCCAAUUUAACCCCACCUCCAGACAUGAUUUCAACUUGAUAUCUUAUAUUAACUCACAACUGUAUCGACUUCUGUGUUCAAAUGAAGGUACGCAAGAUAACGAAUCAGCGCCAAAUAAGCAGCCAUCAGAUGUCGGAGUUAAAAACACCAGUCCGGAACAAUCGGAGGCCGGUGAUGCCAGCGUGACUGACGACUCCCCGCAAUCAAGGCAACUUUCUUCUGAGCCUAAUCUACAGUCUGUAGUUGAACCUGUAGUUGAACCCCUCAGUAAACGAAAGAAAUACGAAUUUACUCAGACGAACUAUUGGAACAAGUUCCCAUCCAAAAACUCAAGCGUGUCUAAGGACGGCAGGUUGCAGUCUGCCUUACCUGGCACCUAUCAGAUAGGCACAACCGAACAAAACAGCAGUGGGCAAAGUGAGAUUCAAUACAUUUCUGACCCCGCCCAAUGUCUUGAAGCUGUAUUUGCCCUAACGAAAGCCUAUCAGCAAAAAGCCGUAGCGGUCGUCCCUCCUAUUUCCCAGCAGACUUUAAACACAGAAAAGAUGGAUGAUGUGUGCAAAAGGGUUGUUGACAGUCCCCCUUUAAAGAUUGAUGCUGUCUGGUCACUUUCUGAAGAGUGUGAUAAAUCAAAAGAUCCUUUCAUAAAUGCAGAUGACAAGCUGCCACAAGAAUCCUCACCAGAGGUUCAGCAGGAUGGCAGAAUCAGUCCUGAAAGUAAGACCACUAACAACAUUGCAGAUCCAAGCGUGACUCAAAGUUUAGAGACUGAUGCAUGUCAAAAUGACAUGCAACAAAGUGACUGUGAUUCGAGUGAAACCGAAAUUGAAUUGUCCAAUGUGCCAGUGGUUGAAUACACAUUGGAGGAAUUGAAGAGGUUAGUAAAGUCUAUGGAGAUGACAGAGUCAUUUGCUGAACGUACAGAGAAACCAGAGGGAUCGGUUUUCGAUCAGAUCUUGGACAAGUACUGGAAUGGGGACGUUUGCUCUCUUUUAAAGUAUAUACGCACAAACGUAUUCGAUGAUGCCAGACACUUCCUGCAAGUACAAAGUGUUGAAGAUGAUAAAUCUGUGGUAUUUAAAAGCAUCACACCUGAAAACAUUAAAAAAGUGUCUCGCUUUGUAGUUGUCAACAAUGAGACGUGUUCAUCACCCCAGGAGUUUAGGUCUUCUUGGUUAAAUGUUGAUGCUCAGCCAGAUAUCGAGAAAGUCCUUUCAGAACCGCUCUCCGAUUACAUCACUCUCUCCAAAUGGGCACCUGAUAACAUUUGUCUUUAUGCAGACAAAUUAGGUGAGAAAGACCUUGAGGUUACAUCAUUCGAUGCAGAUGAGCAAAGUGUAAGGCCAGACACUGGAAGUUUUGCAGAAAUUGUCACACCUUCUGCAGGAAAUUGCAGGAUGGAAAUGGCCAGUGAAGACAAAGGGCAUUCAAAUGCAAAAAUUUGUGGAGUCGCAUUUCCUCGCAAUGUUCCCAGUGAACAAGAAACAUUUGAGAAGCGAGGUGAUAACAUGCAAAAUCGCAAGCAUCUACACCCAAAGCCUUUGGCAAACAUUUCACCCAUAGCGGACGUGUGUUUAGAACGGAGACAUGAUAGCACAAAAGAAACUUUAAGCCAAGAACAUAUAAGAGACAAACAAGAGCAAGUCUUAGCAUCUGCUCCGCUCAUUGAGCAACAAGUGAAUUUGGGCUCUGAACAACCACAUCUGCUUCCCGUGUGCCCUGGAGAUAAACCAUUGACAUUUGUCAACGCUGUUUCAGAUUGUGUGAAAACCACAGAAGACCAAAGUAACUCAAUAGACACAUGGCAGGUACAAGAUAUUUCAGAUGAUGACAGUUCAGGCAAAAUGGAGGUCCUUACAAACUCCACAGAUGCAAUGCAAGUAGAAAAUGUUUCUAAAGAUGAGAAUCUAUGCAAUAUGGAGACUCUUGCUAACCCCAAAGAUACAAUGCAGACAGAAAGUAUUGCUGAAGAUGAGAAUUUAGGAAAUAUGGAAGUCAUUACUAACUCCACAGACAUAUGGCAGGUAGAAGAUAUUUCAGAUGAUGAUAAUUCAGGCAAUAUUGAGGCCAUUGCCGACUCCACAGAUGCAAUGCAAGUAGAAAAUGUUUCUGAAAACGAGAAUUCAGGUAAAAUGGAAGUCCUUUCAAACUUUACAGACGCAAUGCAAGUAGAAGAUAUUUCUGAUGAUGAAAAUUCAGAUAAUGAAAACUCAUUUAAUGAUUGCUUGUCGAUGGAUAUGACAGUGCUGUCCUCCGAAGAUGCUUUGAAAUUUUUCCAACAGUUAGAAAAUGAACCUCAAUGUGACGCAAAAAAUCCAGAGCUUGUAGAAUUAUCUUCCAAUGAGCCUAACUGUGAAUAUAUCCAACCAAAGGUCUGCUCUCGUUGUGGAACCAAUACUAUUGUGACAUCUGAAUUUGCUGUUGAUGUGAAUAAAACGAAUAGUGAACUUUUUUGCAUCCCGUGUUGGGAAACAGCACCAUCGCUUGACCUAGCAAUGAAACAAUGCUCUCCUGAAAAGAGGAAGAUUAAUGGUGUGGGCAGUGAGCCAGAGGAACUGGAGCAAAAUUGUAGUUUGCCAUGUUUGAAACAAGAAGUCUUUGAGACAGUUAUUGCUCCAACUGUGGCACACAGUGCACAUCAAGAAGCAGCCUGUGACAGUCAUUCAUUGCCAGACAAAGCAUCUGAGGUUCAAAGUAGAGAUUUUUCGACAGAAAAACCUAAAAGUGACACUCUGGAAACAUCAACACCAAACAAAGCACCUAAGACUCCAAGUAGAGAAAUUCCAACAGAAAAUGUAAAUAAAGCAACAAAGAUUCAAAGUAGAGGUUUUCCGACAGAAAAGCCAAAAAGUGAUGCUGUGGAAAGAUCAACUCCAAACAAAGCGCCUGAGACUCCAUGUAGAGGUUUUCCAACAGAAAAUGCAAACAAAGCAAAUAAGAUUCAAAGUAGAGAUUUUCUGAAAGAAAAACUAAAAAGUGACGCUGUGGAAAGUUCAAACAAAGCUCCUGAGACUCCAAGUAGAGGUUUUCUGCCAGAAAAGCCAAAAAGUGAUGCUGUGGAAAGAUCAACUCCAAAAAAAGUGUCUGAGACUCCAAGUAGAGGUUUUCCAACAGAAAAUGCAAACAAAGCAACUAAGAUUCAAAGUAGAGAUUUUCUGAAAGAAAAAGUAAAAAGUGAAGCUGUGGAAAGUUUAAACCUAAACAAAACUCCUGAGACUCCAAUUAGAGCUUCUCUGACAGAAAAGCCAAAAAGUGAUGCUGUGGAAAGAUCAACUCCAAACAAAGUGCCUGAGACUCCAAGUAGAGGUUUUCCAACAGAAAAGCCAAACAAAGAACCUAGGAUUCAAAGUAGUGAUUUUCUGACAGAAAAAACUAAAAGUGACGAAGUGGAAAGAUCAACGGCAAACAAAUCCCCCAAGAUCCAACUUAAAGAUUUUCCGACAGAAAAUGAAAACUCAGAGAAAAUCAGCAUUCUCAGAUCACAGCUGCUAAUACAACGCAAAAAAAAUCUUCCAUUAAAAUCCGCAUUACGCAGCAGUGGUGGGGAUGGUUCUAAUGACAGUGUGCUUUUCGCGCCAGAUAUUGUGCUUAAAAAGAGACGCCCAAAAAAGAAAAAUCAAGGCAGCAGCCAUGCUACUGCUGUAUCUCCGAUCAACCUUCCUGUUAGCAAUAAUAAGGACUGCAAUAGUGUGAUUAACCUAAAAGAACCCAGGAGGCAAAAAAGACAAGAUCCGCCUUUACAGGUUGUGAAUGACAAAGCUAUGCAGGACCAUAAAGAAAAAGUGAGUGAAAAAGGGUCCUGUUACUUAAAACCAUAUUUGACCACAACGCUUGACAGAGCAAAAAAGACAUCUAUGAUGCACAGUGAGAAUCUGUCACCAAAGAAAACUGUCAAAAAGAAAGUGAGAUUUGCCUUAUUUGGAACCAAAAGCGAUCACCAGUGUGCCGCACAAGAGCGACGUUUCUCGGCCCCCGCUACUUUAACUGUCUCCAGCGCUUUCCAAGAUUCUAGUAAGCAGUGGUCCCAAAACAAGCAUCCAUGUUUUCCCCAAGGGCAGCGUUUUUCAGCCCCCAGUACCUCAACAGUAUCCAGUGCUUCCAAAGACUAUUCAGAUGUGCUUUCUGCCAAACAAAAAGUACACAACCAGUGGAGCAGCACUUUUAUACCAAAAGUAAAGAAGACCUCUCCUCCCAGGUCUCCUCCCAGGUCACCACAGAAAGUCGAACCACAGAAAGUUGAACCACAGAAAGUCGAACCACAGAAGAAAAAACCCCAAAAACCUCAGGAAGUCUUGAAAUCAAACAUGGUAGCAUUAAAAAAGCAAAUUUUAUACAGAGCCAUGCUAUCCAGCCAAGAGACUGAGCAAAAGCAUACAAAACACUAAAUGGUUCACUUGUGUCUUAUAGAGUUACUUUUAAUAUGUUUACUUAAAGGACAUGUAAUACAUGUUUUUUUUAUAAUUAGCAUUCCUGAUUGUUUUUUUAUGUAUAUAAUGUUUUUUUAACUUUUGAGGGAAAUACAAAAACUUUAUUUUUAUACAAUCGUUAUAUUGUUUGUAAUUUAAUGUGCACCACUGUAUAUGACUGAAUGUUGCUGGAUGACAAAUGACUGUACAUAUUUAAUAUACAUUUUUGUAAUGCAUAUUUUUAUUGUUAUUUUUUGUACUUCUAAAUUGUGUUUACAGUGUAAAAUACAACUUACAUUUUUCUAGAAAUGGUGAAUAAAGAAAAAACUGUAUGCAACAGUGUUGCAAAAUCUUUCUCGAGUCUUUUUAAUUUGACAAAUAACACCUUUUCACACCACAUCACUAUUUUGAAAUAAAUCUGUGCCAAUAUGUCACUCUUCAUCUUUCAUCUUUUUAAGAGUAAACAGGCUCUGUGCUGCCAAGACAUAAGGGGUUUAAUCUAUUAUUGUAACACGGUUGAUUUGGUACACAUUAAUUUACUUGUAUGUUUAGCUGCGUUCUUUAUAAAAAGUAAAUGCAUGUGAUGUUUAAUAGAAAUUCUGUACUGUUCUAGGGAUAAUAC
Misgurnus anguillicaudatus (oriental weatherfish) is the source of this 6191-nucleotide messenger RNA. RefSeq lists its product as uncharacterized. NCBI's taxonomy places the organism in Eukaryota, Metazoa, Chordata, Actinopteri, Cypriniformes, Cobitidae. The record is from RefSeq and is a predicted model, not a curated record.